Molecule: messenger RNA, 987 nt
Organism: Spodoptera littoralis (African cotton leafworm)
Lineage: Eukaryota; Metazoa; Arthropoda; Insecta; Lepidoptera; Noctuidae
Source: the annotation of a GenBank genome assembly
AUGCAGGGCGUGUCUAAAAACAAGCUAUCAGAACUCCAAACGAUUAUAACUCGGAUGCCAUUAGAAGUGUUCUGUGUAACCGCACUCCCCGAGUUUGGUGUCCGAUGGAAGGAACUAUCCAAAGCUGUCCGCAAUGCACGGUUACCGAUGCAGCCGGCCAGUGUAGCCAGGGUGUUGUGCAGACAUGUAUCCAAGGCAUUGACAAUUGAUGAAAUUGAAGAUAUCGUUGCGAGGUUGCGGUUGAAAUUGGUAGCCACCCAGCCUCGCAUGUGGCACGUGAUAAGACUCUGGGAGAAGACCACGGAGGAACCAGUCACCGUCACCAUGAGAGCAGUCCCCGGCAGGAUCACACAGGCGUUGAGAAAGAGCAAGAAGACCAUGAGGCCAGAGGUACAAACAGUCCUCUUAGGUGACAUGCUGUACCUCAGCAUACAACUUGUUUCCGAACACAAGUCGGGCUCCGCCCUCUAUGUGGCGACGCCCCCCGGGGAGCCCGUGGCAUUGGUCUCCAGCGUCAACAUGGUUGGACUGAUCAAGGCUACUGUCGAAGGGCUAGGGUACAAGUCUUACGAAAUCGCAGACCUCCACGGCCGCGAUAUACAAUCCCUCCUUCGCAUAAAUGACCGCGCCUGGAAUGCGAACGCCGACCACCUAGCGGAGAUCCCCGAAUACGCCCCUACUCCAGUAAUCACCGAAACUGGCAUAGAUUACACAUACAAAGCGUAUGAUGAAAACUACGUGGAAAAUAUCCUUGGACCGGAUCCGCCCAAAAUAACGGAUUUAACGAUAAAAACUUCUAAAUCUUUCUUCGAUAGAAGUCGUUUGGAUAAGAAUAUUAAUAUGACUAUUCAGAUCAAGACUGAAGACUUGGCGAAAUCCUUGAAAUCUUGGGUUUCCAAAGGUGCUAUAGCUCCGACGUCGGAUUUGAUUAAAAUCUUUCAUGAAAUUAAAUCUAAUAAGAUUAGUUAUACUAGGGACGAUGAUUGA